AGUGCUCCACUGGUGCGGCGCGGAGCGAGGGCGACGUCACCUUCUUCAGGCCCCGCCCCGCCCGGGGGUAGGCGUAGGCGGUAGGCCUCAGCUCGGCUCAGCCGCCUCGCUCGAAGUCGAACCAGAAAGCGAAGCAGAGCAGAGGAAGCGAGGCGCGCGGGCGGGCGGCGGAGGCGAAGAUGUCGGCGGGGCUGGUGACCGACGAGGCCACCGUGGGGCGGCUCUACCGGAUCCGGCGCACGGUGAUGCAGAUGCUGCGUGACCGUGGCUACCUGGUGGUGGAGCACGAGCUCGCCACCAGCCGCCGCGACUUCCUCCGCAAGUUCGGCGAGUCCUUCCACCGCGAGGACCUCCAAAUCAACAAGUCCAAGAAGAACGACCCCUCCGACCAGAUAUAUGUUUUCUUCCCCAAUGAUGACAAGGUAGGGAUGAAGCACAUCAAGAAGUACGUUGAAAUGAUGACCCAUGAGAAUGUCUCCAGAGCUAUGGUGGUUCUUCAGCAGAACCUAACUCCAUUUGCAAAGUCGUUUCUCAUAGAAUUGGAGCCAAAGAUCCAUUUGGAAGUUUUCCAGGAGGCCGAGUUGCUUAUAAACAUCAAGGAGCAUGUUCUUGUUCCUGAGCAUCAGGUGCUCACAAAUGAGGAGAAAAAGACGCUAUUGGAACGGUACACCUUAAAGGAAACUCAGCUUCCAAGAAUACAGAUUUCGGAUCCUAUUGCUAGGUACUAUGGCCUCAGAAGAGGUCAGGUCGUGAAGAUCAUCAGACCCAGUGAGACGGCGGGCAGAUACGUUACAUACCGCUAUGUUGUAUGAGACAAAACGUCAGAACGCAGGUGAACUUAAGAAGAGAACCAUAGAUAUGGUAAUUUUUUGAAGCUACACAUACCCCAUGUGCUUGGAGACAUCAGUAUCGCUUUGUAGCAGACACUAUUAACGAUAAGUGGCUGUUGUGUAAGUGAAUUGAAUAAGCUGAGUAUAUGGACCAUACGUGAAUUCUCAUGUUGUACACUUUGUUGUAUGAACUGUAUAAACACUCAAAUAAUAAAAAAGAAGCCUGUUUUCGGAGCUGACAGAAGCUCCUGCAAUCAGGAUUUCGGAUUUCA
This is a messenger RNA of Sorghum bicolor (sorghum), 1102 nucleotides long. RefSeq names its product DNA-directed RNA polymerases II and IV subunit 5A-like. Gene Ontology annotation, biological process: DNA-templated transcription. Gene Ontology annotation, molecular function: DNA-directed RNA polymerase activity; DNA binding. Gene Ontology annotation, cellular component: RNA polymerase III complex; RNA polymerase II, core complex; RNA polymerase I complex. The transcript has 4 exons. The record is from RefSeq and is a predicted model, not a curated record. Lineage: Eukaryota; Viridiplantae; Streptophyta; Magnoliopsida; Poales; Poaceae. The coding region runs from base 180 to 812 and encodes 210 amino acids.